Pipistrellus kuhlii (Kuhl's pipistrelle) is the source of this 5543-nucleotide messenger RNA. RefSeq names its product holocarboxylase synthetase (gene HLCS). Bases 86 to 2806 code for a protein of 906 amino acids. Lineage: Eukaryota; Metazoa; Chordata; Mammalia; Chiroptera; Vespertilionidae. The transcript has 11 exons. Gene Ontology annotation, cellular component: cytoplasm. Gene Ontology annotation, biological process: protein modification process. Gene Ontology annotation, molecular function: biotin--[biotin carboxyl-carrier protein] ligase activity. The record is from RefSeq and is a predicted model, not a curated record.
GCGGGCGGCAGGGACCGGCGGGCGGGGAGGGGCGGGCCGGGCCGGCGAGUUGGAGCGUCCGGGCCCGCGCCCCGGCCGGCCGGCCAUGCUCAUCACGCUGUGCUACCUGUACCUGUGGGCGCGCUGGGGGCGCCGGCCGGCCGCGCUCGUGCGCAUCACGGUGCAGCGGCUGCGCGCCUCGCGCUGCUCCUUCACCUUCUGCGUGGCGGCCGCGCGGCCCCCGGAAGCCCGCGUGUGCCUGAGCCGCGGCGGCCGCGUCUUCUGCGUCGGCGAGAGCCAGUCCAUCGAGGACCUGAACAAAUGGGCCCUGUACCUCGUUCCCCCCCUCGUCCUGGAAGCGGAGCACAUCGCGUUUGUGACGGAGAGCGUGUGGGUGCGGGCGGAGGGCCCGCGGCAGUCUUCCCGGACAGAGGCCAUUGUGAAGUGGUCAGACUGCUGUUUGCCACUAGCCUGCAGACCUGGGGACCCUCACCAGCUAAUCGCCAAAGCCAGCGUGGAUGACUUCAGCAAGCUGGGGGCGGCGUUCAUGGAAGACAGACUCCAGAUGGCUAAUGGGCUGAUACCCCGAAAGAUUGUUUCGGUGCACAUUCAGGACUCCACUCUGCAGGAGCUUAAGGACCAGGCCACCGAGCCAGCCCUCAGCCUGCAGCCGGGCCCCGAGUCUGCCGUCCAGGGUGAGCCUGACCCACUGCAGGACUCCACGCUGCAGGAGCUUAAGGACCAGGCCACCGAGCCAGCCCUCAGCCUGCAGCCGGGCCCCGAGUCUGCCGUCCAGGGCGAGCCUGACCCGGGCGCCAUGGCGCACGCUGGCAAAGACGACCAGAAGGUCCUCGGUGCAGAACGCCCACCGGGGCGAGGCGGCGGCUCCGGGCACGAGGCCGCCGGGGAGAGCAGCCAGGCAGAGUGCUGCACCGAGCUCUGCGGCCUCCACCUGUCCAGCUGCCACGAGUGCCUGGAGCUGGAGAACAGCACCAUCGAGUCCAUCCGGUGCGCCUCUGCCGAGGACAUCCCGGAUCUGCCCUACGAUGCCGGCGGCGGGAACGGCGUGGCCGAUGCCGGCCGCCCCGAGAGAGGAGCGGGGAGCACCAGCCUCACCGGGAAGGCCCCCAACAUCCUCCUCUACGUGGGCCCCGAUGCCCAGGAGGCCCCGGGCCGGCUGCGGCAGGUCCGGUCCGUCCUGGCCGACUGCGUGGACCCCGACGGCUACACGCUGUACCACCUGCCGGAGGAGAGUGCGCGCCGGGACCCGUGGCCGGACAACUGCGUGCUGCUGGUGGUGGCCGGCGGGGAGCCGGUCUCUGAGGCCGUGCACCGGCGGGUCCUGGCCUACCUGGCCCAGGGCGGGAAGGUGCUGGGCCUGGCCUCGUCCUUCGUGCCGGCCGGCUGCCAGCUGACCAGCAGGGCGGCGCUGCAGGGCACGGUGCAGAGCCUGGUCUUCUCCGGGACCGGCGGGAGCCCCGUGCGGCUCAGCGUCCUGGGCAGCGGCCGCGUGUACAAGCAGGGCCCCGGGGAACCGACUCACCUCGGCCAGCUUCAUGGCUGCCUGGACGGCGCGGACCAGGACCGGCUGAUCGUGCACGUGCCUGUCGGAGCGCGUGGCGGGGAGGCCGUGCUCUGCCAGGUGCACCUGGAACUGCCUCCCGACUCCUCCGUCGUGCAGACCGAGGAAGACUUCAACCUGCUCAAGUCCAGCAACGAGAGGCGGUACGAGGUCCUGAAGGAGAUCCUGCGUGCCCUCGGCCUCCGCUGUGACGCGCAGCGCGUUCCCGCCUUAACGCCGCUCCACCUGCUGCCAGCGGCCGAGGAGAUCCGGGGCCCUCUCACGCAGUGGCUGGAGAAGUGCGUGGCCGCUGGAGGAGAGAUAAAGUCCAGCAAGCUCUCCCUCAGGCUCGUCGCGUCCCACACGCCCGACAUGGAAGUCACCCCAACCGCCCUCCCCGUGGUGACCGACCCGGCGGCCUUCUCCUGCGCGCACUUUGACCUGGAGAUCUACCGGCAAAACCUGCAGACAAAGCAGCUGGGGAAAGUGAUUCUGUUUGCCGAAGUGACCUCCUCCACCAUGAACCUCCUGGAAGGGUUGAUGUUUGAGACGCCGCAGGAAAUGGGCUUAAUAGCCAUCGCAGUCCGCCAAACACAGGGCAAAGGGCGCGGAGGGAACGUGUGGCUGAGCCCCCUGGGAUGCGCUCUUUCCACGCUGCUGGUCUCCGUCCCGCUGAGGUCCCCGCUGGGACAGAGGAUCCCGUUCGUCCAGCACCUGAUGUCCCUGGCUGUGGUGGAGGCGGUGCGGUCCGCCCCCGGGUACCAGGACAUCAACCUUCGGGUGAAGUGGCCCAACGACAUUUACUACGGCGACCUCAUGAAGCUCGGCGGCGUCCUGGUCAACUCGACGCUCGUGGGAGAAACAUUUUACAUUCUCAUCGGCUGUGGCUUCAACGUGACUAACAGUAACCCCACCAUAUGCAUCAACGACCUCAUCGCAGAACACAACAGGAAGCACGGGGCGGCCCUGGCGCCUUUAAGAGCUGACUAUCUCAUCGCCAGGACGGUGACGGUGCUGGAGAGCCUGAUGGACACGUUCCAGGACGCGGGGCCCAGCGGGGUCCUCCCUCUUUAUUACAAGUACUGGGUGCACAGUGGCCAGCGGGUCCGCCUGGGGAGCGCCGAGGGGCCAGAGGUGUGGAUCGUCGGCCUGGAUGACUCCGGCUUCCUCCAGGUUUACCAGGAGGGCGGCCAGGUGGUGACUGUGCACCCGGAUGGCAACUCCUUCGACAUGCUCAGGAACCUCAUCGUGCCCAAGCAGCCGUAGUGCGUGGGGAGGGCCUGGCGCUGGGACCACUCAGGACUGGCCGGGCGUGGCCACCGCAGCAAGCAUUCCAGUUGGGGCCUGCUCUCUCCUUGCCCCCAGAUGGAGAAAGCCAGCUUAGAGGGGUGGGCGAACGUCGUCUCCCUCGUUAACCUGUUAGUCCUUGAGGUUUGUUCUCAGUUAUGUCCUCAGUGACGGAGGAAGAUCUGGGGGAGGGGUCCUGGAGGAAGAGGUUCCGUUCAGGUGAAGCCCCCAAAGGUGUGACACUGUUUCCCCGAUUGGGCCUGGAUGUGUGUUUAUUGCAACCCCCAAUAUUUUCACGUGGAAGCCACAGUGGAAUAAUUCAGACAUUUCCCCACAGCGGAGACCUUUACCCUCCUAGACCAUUAAAAAGCAAAUCAGAGACAGCUCCGGGCUGUGCGGUGGAGGCGGAGGCCCGGCAGCUUUCACAGCGGCUUCAGGGCGGACUGGCACUGCGCGGCGGUGUUGGUUCGGUUAAUGAAGAGCCGGGAAGCCAGCCUCUGAGAGUUCCUCUGCCUGGCGGUUCAGGCCCAAUGGCACUGGCCGCAGAGGGGUGAGCAGGGCGGCUGGAUGGCCGCGCGGAGGAAACUGGCUGGUUACUCCGACUGGUUUCUAAGCUCCCCUUUCAUAGCCUUAAUUUUACUCCGAAUCCUGAAGCGAUGGAUCAGGUUCAGGGCCUUCAGGGCUGAUUAGGAUCGCCCAGGCGUGGGUGCGCCCUGGCUCCUGACAGCUGGAGGCGGAGGCUCAUGCUGCUGCACGCAGGGGGACGGGGAGCUUUGAAAUGUCCCUGUGAGGCUGCUCACAGAACAAGAAGUACGUGAUCGGGUGUUUGUAAGUCAGUAUUUUUUUAUCCCCUUGUGAUAUCGACAAGAAAGAAAAUGUUAUUGAUAUGGAAUGCCAUCAUUUAGGAAGUGUGUGUGGGGGGGAGGGGGGUGGGGCGGGGAGCGAUCUUUAAAUUAUCUUGAAAACCUGGUAUACUAAGCCUCCACCGAAGAACAAAAGAGGGGAAGCCUUUUGAUAUGCAUUUGCCGUUUCCAGAUGCACUCCAUGCUCCUUCCAUGCACCUCCUCUCUGUUGAUGUGAAUCAUGCACAUCACUUUGCGGCCUGAAAGGCCGGUUUUGCCCACUUUCCCCUCUCCCUGCCAGUCCCCAGUGAAGUUAGCGGAAAGCACGCGGAUGGCGUUCUCCGCUGUGAACGAACCCGCCUGACUGCAGCAGCACCUUCUCCCCCCGCCCCCCGCCGGCAGCUGAUCCCGGACCUGCAGACGUGCGGCUGGAGGGGAGGGUGCGGUGGGAGCCAGGCAUGGCAGCCCCACAGGAAGGGAGCAAAGGAAUGUGAAGUGCACCAGCCCGAUAUGCUUUUUGGAAAUGUAACUUUUAAAAUGAACUUCAAAAGUAAUUUUUGCAACUAAGACUUCAAUUAGAAUUAUGCCCCCUCCCCCCUUGCCCCCAAAGGUCCUCUCUUCUAAAUGGAGUCAGUCCCAGGUUUAAAUAGUUCACCCCAACACUGCCGACAGACGCACCCCGGAGCGGGCUCUGCACAGCAUCAUCCAGAGGAGCGAUCCCGGAGAUUCUCGCUGACUCGGCAACAGGCGGCCAAUCAUCUCGGGGCCACCGUCAUUCCUUUCCCCUUUCUUUGGGGGUUAUUUAAUGAAAAACAUGCUGUGUUUUGCUUUAAGCCGAACUCCUAUUCUGGACAGUUCUGCUUUGGGGAGAAAUGUUAUCACUUAAUUUCCUUUCUGUAAAUUAAAACUAAUGAAGUGUGGCCAAGUCAGAGCAGAGCGAGCUGCGGGCGGCGCGAGACCGCUUGUGCCGCGUCCGCGUCUUCAGGGAGACAAACGGACUGGAAGCAGAUGCUGAGCUUUUCCUGAAGCCCAUUCUGCCUCCGAUGAACCAAAGACUUUGGAAAUUGUGCUUCGUAUAGAGCAGCUGCAUACAGGCAUUUUCCGUGGCGCUGUCAGCGCCAUAGAAACCCGUCCGCUCACCCAUGUGGCAUAACCGUGCACCCGGCAGUCCCAUCCCCAGGAGCUUUUAACGUCUUAACACAAGCCCAGUGGUCCUCGCAGUCCUGACCCGGGACACAGCUCAGGAUUGGUGUGCGUUUGGGACACGGGGUGGUCCCCCAGGUUGGAGGCUGCACUUGAGCCUCUGACAGGUUACGGGCAGGGCGGGACUUCUCUCUGAGCCUAAAGCCGAUUUGGGGACACUUUCCCAAGUGCCGGCCAACACAGGGCAUGCCAGAGCGGGGCUCCCUCUGGCCCACGGAGAGGGCCAGGAAAACCCCACUCCCCGAGGAGUUCAGGAGCCGGCUGGGCAGAGCGUGGGCGUUCACGGGGCGUGGGCUAGGUGGGAAGGGUUUGUGGCUGGCAUCAGACAGCCCGUGGGGUUCAUGGCUGCGGUACCCUCACUUGCGACCAGAGAGUAGAUGCACAAGCCCAGGUUAGUAGCACACCCUGAACCCGGAGAGCAGCCAGCCUCGCCCAGCAGAUGGAGAAGGCCAUGAGUGACCUUUCAGGCUGGCAUUCUGUAGGUCUGUUUGCUGCUAACAGGCAGAAAACGGAGAAUCUUUAUUCCUGGGUAAUUGCUAUGCAUAUUUGAAAUAAAAGGAAGUGGUAACCUUUGCAUUUUCAGCUUUUCAAAGAAUCGUGUCUGAAAAGUAAUUAAGCAGAUACCUAUAAAACACAAGUCUACCAAAAUAAACUUUAAGACUUUCUAUACA